Messenger RNA from Ochotona curzoniae (black-lipped pika), 1686 nucleotides. RefSeq names its product E3 ubiquitin-protein ligase TRIM31-like. Lineage: Eukaryota; Metazoa; Chordata; Mammalia; Lagomorpha; Ochotonidae. Gene Ontology annotation, molecular function: protein binding; zinc ion binding. The transcript has 8 exons. The record is from RefSeq and is a predicted model, not a curated record. Bases 1 to 1686 code for a protein of 561 amino acids.
AUGGCCAACCAAUGGGUUUCCACAGACCUGCAGCAGGAAAUGAAAUGCCCCAUCUGUCGGAACAUUCUGCAAGACCCUGUCACCAUUGAGUGUGGGCACAACUUCUGCCAAGGUUGCAUCACUCAGCUUAAGGAAGGUUCUAAAUGUCCACUCUGCAAAAGUUCUAUGAAGAAGUUCUCAUAUAAACCCAACCGCCUGUUGGCAAAGCUGCUACAGAAAAUUGGAUUCAAGAGGCAGUUGAAAGAAGAAGGGCUGAGAUGUCCAAAGCAUGGAGAGACGCUACACUACUUUUGUGAAGCAGAUGGGGAACUUCUCUGUUUGGUGUGUCAUGACUCUAAGGAACACAAAUCCCAUAAAGCAAGUCUGAUAGAAGAAGCUGUUGAGCAUCACCAGGAGCAGAUCCAGUUGCAUGUGGGGGUCUUGGAACAAAAGGAGCAGGAACUGGUACACAUGAAGAUUCAAGUUGACAAGAAGACCAAUCACUUCAUGGCCCAGGUGGAUGUUGAGAAACAAAGGAUCCACUCAGAAUUCAAGCACCUGCAUCAAGUGCUGGAGGAGACUAAGGACUUCCUCCUGUCCAACAUCGAGCAGCAGGCUCAGCAUGGAGUCAAAGAGUGUGAGCGCUACAACACUGCCAUCCAGGCACAGCUCAAUUCUCUCAAAGAUCUCAUGGGUUGCCUGAAGACCAAGCAACAGAUGCCACCCAGACAGUUGCUGCAGGAUAUCAAAGGCACCUUGAAAAGGAGUGAAGAGUUUCAGGUUCGAUUUCACAGCAAAACCCCAAUUCCUCUGGACCUGGAUCAACAAUUUAAUGAAGCAAAGUCCAGACAUGACUCCGUGAUUAAGAACCUAAGGAAAUGUGGAGAGCUGCUCCAGGCUAACAGGAAGAAACACCAAAGCAAAACUCUCCAAGACAAGAGUGCAACCCAGAGGCAGAGUGGUGACAAAACAGCCUACCCAGCAUCCUCAACUCAUCACACCCCAGCUCAAAGCCAACCUCGAGUUCCAUCCAAAUUCGAGAUAAACAGCACCAACCCUGAAUUCAACCUGCCUCGAAGAAGAGCCUCUCUUUCCAUUGUUCCCAGGAAUGCACAAGUCAUCGACACCUGGGAAACCGGGAACUUACGACGUUACGUGAGCAAUAUUGAGCUCCAGCAGGUGUUGACUCCUGUGAUGUUUGACGUUGACUCGGCCCACCCUGAUCUCAGCUUUUCCCAGGAUCUGAAAAUGGUGAAUGUGAUCCCUCAGACCCACUCAAUAUUUCCAGUAGAGCAGCAGCGCUUCUACCCGUUCCGUUGCGUUCUGGGCUCACCAGGCUUCUCCACUGGUCGACAUACCUGGGAGGUGGAGCUCAGUGGCUCAAGGGGUCCGGCUGGCAUUGUGGGCGUGGCAUGGGAAAAAGUGCCAAGGCAGGGCAGCUUGGCCAUGGAGCCCGCGAGUGGCUUCUGGGUGCUGCGCAUCACCAGAUUCCAAUGCCAGGCACUCACUGGGAGAGAUUCAUGGAAGUACCUCCCAAUCUGCUCCAGAAGAGUGGGUGUCAGCGUGAAUCUCGAGGGCAAGGAGGUCACCUUCUAUGACGCGGCCACCAAAGACCACAUCUACACUUUCCAGGCCUCCUUCCCGGGGAAGAUCUUCCCUUUCUUCAGGCUGCUGUUCCCUGACACCCAGAUCACCCUGAACCCCUAG